CUAGAGUGUGGCAAUUUCACGGAAAAAUCACUGUUCUAUCCUCUAUUUCUCUCGGUACACUCAACUUUCCUCGCUUUCUCGAUGACCAUUGGCAUGUCGGAGUGGAGGUGAAAGUCCAGAAGAUACCGAUCAUCGGCAACUUUGUCUACUUACGCUUUCAAUCUGUGUCUUCAAGCAACAUGAAAAAGGAGUCUCUUCUUGCGAUGACCAAGUUGCUGAGGUCCGUCAUCUCAGGCCUAUAAGGGCUUCUUGCUUGUGACUUGCGGCGGUGUAUAUGAUCUAGUCGCCUUCGGGAAUUGAAAUCGUGGGAUUUCGAAUAAUCACUAUGAAGUCUACAGCAACACGAAAGCCCUACUAUGUCAGCGGCCGACCAAGACCGGCUGUAUCGACAACGAAGCCAGGAACCGAGCACAAAUACGAUCCAGACUCAGGGCAGGUCUUUUCAGAAGUAGAAGUCCGCUUUAACAGCAAGAGACAUGUCGAUUGGGUCAAGGGCCCGAGGAACCAAAUAGUCUCCAACAGGAAGUCGCGUCAUGAGAAAGGCGCCCGUUCCCUGGCCGAGACGGCCAUAAUCACAGUCGCCAGGCACUUUGAAGAUCUCACACCGGAUCAUCUGGCGUCUGUGCCGUGGCCGAUGGCAAUGCGAGUCUGGCAGCAGCUAGUAUCCAGGAGAGCUGAAAGUUUGUAUGCCUGGCGGACUUUUGCCACGGCAUAUCCCAGCUCUGUAGAAUUUGGCAAGCCAGAUUAUAGGUUCCGUGUAGACAUCCCCACGCCAGUCUUGCCAUACGUCGAGUAUUUCGCCGGCAUCACGUCCAAUGACCUGAGCUGGUUGACGUGUCUUCGAGUCUCCCCGAACACGAAGCAGAUAGGCACUACAGAACUUGUGGCCAUUCACAAAGUUACGAACUUGGCAGUCUUGGACCUGUCUGACGGGCAGAUUAGCAUUGACAAUCGUUCCUCGACGUUUGAUGAACGAGUAAUGCGAUCCUGGGCAGAACUUGCUGUAGCCGGCCAGGCAUUUCAGCAUCUCCGUGUCAUUCUGUUCGGAUGGCAGGAGUUUCUUUCUGAGUGGAUCUUCAAAUACGUUCAUGCUUUCCCGUCGCUGUGCUAUAUUGUUGUCACAGACUGUCCGAAGAUGCAUCAAAGGAACAGACGCGAUUGGGAACCUCUCUCAACUGCUGCGGGUUGGGAAGCAAGACGUGCUAAGAGGAGUGUGAAGGAUUUGCGUCCCAUUGUUGAAAGCGCAAAGCCUGGGCUGGGGUACAUUCCCGGCUUCUAUGACGAGAGCAUGGAGCUCUUCAAAGACCUGACACACUCAGGGCGUCCAGAUCUGGUUGAAAGACUACCAUUGCUCGAGGUUGAAGUGGGAACGCCCCGUCCUUGGAGGCACAUUGUUGAUGACUUUCCUUCGACACGAACGAUUUUCUUCGAGAACAUAAAGAGGCGAACUUGGGACGAAGAGAGGUCCAUGGCGGCGCAAGCCAGCAGCCGUGAACAAACCAAGAGAGCAAGAAACCAGGACAUGGCACCUCAGGGAACGGCACCGAAGAGGAAUACCCGGGUUGGCUAUGUGCCGAAACAAAGCGGGAAGAGCGUCAGUGAUCUAUUGGGAGAGUUCCAGACUCUGUAGACUGUAAAAAGUACGAUAAAGAGAGAGAGAGAGAGAGAGAGAGAGAGAGAG
This is a messenger RNA of Exophiala xenobiotica, 1681 nucleotides long. RefSeq lists its product as uncharacterized. Bases 326 to 1630 code for a protein of 434 amino acids. The record is from RefSeq and is a predicted model, not a curated record. The transcript is spliced from 2 exons. Lineage: Eukaryota; Fungi; Ascomycota; Eurotiomycetes; Chaetothyriales; Herpotrichiellaceae.